This is a messenger RNA of Pundamilia nyererei, 2869 nucleotides long. RefSeq names its product fibroblast growth factor 22 (gene fgf22). The transcript is spliced from 3 exons. The record is from RefSeq and is a predicted model, not a curated record. The coding region runs from base 579 to 1253 and encodes 224 amino acids. Lineage: Eukaryota; Metazoa; Chordata; Actinopteri; Cichliformes; Cichlidae. Gene Ontology annotation, molecular function: growth factor activity.
CACACAAACACACACACACACACACACACUAGAAGUAGUCAACUCUUUCUCUGCCACGGGUCAGCAAUUCAGACAGGCAACUUGUUCCUACCCAGCUGGAAACAGCAGAGCAUUGCAAGGUGCACGCACACAUGCUUAAACUGGCACAGAAACACACUUGUACAUUUACACUCACUCAUUCAAACACACGUAUGUGAAUCCUCAUAGAGCCCAGGACUUUAAUUAUGGACCAGUGAAGAAGACUUCAGUCAAAGGAGGAGACGACAAACAAGCAAGGAGCAGCAUCAAGGAGGAACUUCAAAAAACUGGAUUUGUUAAAUUUUGACACUUUGCUAAAGGAGGAGAGAAAAAGAAUUAAAAAAAAAACACAACUGAAGAUGACAACUGGAGGAACUCUGGCAAAACUGAUUCUGUAGGAAGGAAGGCCCGCUUUCAGCCCAAAGUGGAGACCGGCUGUGACAUCCAGAGGAUUUGCUGUAAGUGCCGCUUCCCUUCCUUCUCUCCCUCCACAGGGACUUCUCCUGAUCAUCAGCAUGCCUACAGCUUGCACAAGGUGCACCUUGGGAGUCUGACCCACCAUGUGCAGAUGGACGGCGUCCGCAGUUCAUUUCUGUCCUGAAGCUGCCCUCAGCACCACCGCUACAACUGCAGCCUCUGCUGGUCCACAUUUCCCCCUGCCUAGUGCAGCCUCACUCUGCCUGGCAUGCUUCACCGUGCUCUUGGUCACCGCUGGUACUGUCACGGGGGCCUGUCCUCCUCGAGUAGGGCAUGAACCCCUUCAGGUGCUCGCAAGCGGAAUCAACUGUUCAUGGACACUGGAAAGGCACACGCGCAGUUAUAAUCACUUAGAGGGUGACGUCCGACUUCGGCGACUUUACUCUGCCAACAAGUUCUUCCUCUGCAUUGACAAAACCGGCAAGGUGGACGGCACUCGACGUAAAAACUACGCUGACAGCUUGAUGGAAAUCCGAUCUGUCAGUGUGGGAGUUGUUGCCAUCAAAUCUGUCAGCACCGGGCUGUACUUAGCUAUGUCCAAGAAAGGCACGCUCUUUGGAUCGGUGAAGUACAACCCGAGCUGCAAGUUUAAAGAACGCAUUGAGGAGAACGGCUACAAUACAUAUGCUUCGCUUCGCUGGAAACACAGCGGCAGGCAAAUGUUUGUUUCGCUGAAUGGGCGCGGUAAACCGAGGCGGGGCCACAAGGCUAGACGUAGACACCCAUCUACUCAUUUCCUGCCUAUGCUCCCCUCGUAGCAGUCCAAGUCUGAACUCUGACCAACAACUGGAUGGCUCACCUCCAUAGGAGGACUAGUGUUGAUGUGGCUGUGACACAAUGUGUAUUUUUAUUAUUCCAUCCUCUUGUCACAUAAAUGUACAUUUGCUGAGGUCUGUAACAUUUGUAGAGGUAGUAUAAUAUCUACUCUUAAGUUAUUUUCUGCAUUUUCUAAUGAUGUUCAGUAAUACAGCACAAUACAGUAGAACUACGUUACGUUCAGACAUCUGUCUUGCCACCAAACCAGCUGUGUUUGUAGCGCACGUUUGAGGUGAGAGGACAGAAGGGGAGAUAGCGAGACAGGGGCUUCCAAAUGAUAAAAUUUGGAUUUGUGAAGAAAACACAUCACUAUUAAAAGAGACCCUUAUAAGUCAGUGGGCAGGAUCAAAUUCUACUUUUAAAAACAUCUGCACAGUAGCUCUGUUCCAACAGCUUGGCUUCAUUUUGCUGUAUAUUUAGCCUCACAAAAAAGCACAUGUGAAUUUAUCAUUACAUUGCAUCAUGUGCAGGUCUACCUGAAAAGACAUUUUUUUAUGUAUUCGCACUGCAUCCAGCACUGUUUUCAAUGCAGUGUGUGAAAUAACAUUUUUGUAAGGCUAAGUAUGACUACAUUUAUGCAACAAACCCUGACAAGGAUUAGUGGAAGAGAGCUGACGGAUGGAUAUGCAAUAUUUUUUUAAAUAGGGAUAAAUUAUCAUAAUGAAUGGGUUAAUAAACGCAAUGAGAAAACUCCAAAGAAUCAAAAAAAAAGGGGAACCUCUACUCAGCAAAGUCCAUGGUACAAAUUUUAUACAUGUUCACUGUUGCUUGGGAAAAAACUGACACCACUAGAAAAAAGAUAAUGACGUGCAGUUGAAUUGUACUGACUCAAACACAACGAUAGUUGUACUGUUCUGUGUGUAUAUGUUGAUAUAUGUCAAGAACACGACAGGAACUAAGCUAACUACUGGGAUAACAUGCUGGAUUUCUUGACAUGCCCUUUCAACGUCUGUGCAUGCUUCUGUCACUCCGCUUCUCUCAUUCAACCUACAGUUAGUAGAUUAGAAAUCAGAUAACAGAGAACUUUAAUUUUUAAUUUUGGUCUUUAAUUCUGUCGUGAAAUCGCUGACAUCUGCUUUGACUCAUUUAACGCUUUCUAGCAGCAGUAGGCAAACACCGCGUUGCAUAGCAGCAGCCCCAUUAAUUUUGUACGCCAUAGUAAAUGGUUUUUACAAUCUGCUUCUUUCAAGUCUUUCUAACGUUUUCUCGACAACAAGGCUAAUAGAACAUUUAAUAUAUUUAAAACUUUUAUACUCUUUAACUGUUUGAAGUUGAUGUUUAUUGUUAUUGUUGACUUUUUUGUUGGAUUGUAGUCCUACUGUUUAAAAUAAGGGGAAAAAAAUAAUAUUCAGUCCAUAUUCAGCUCAAUUUGUAUUACUACUGGAUGUUGGUACGUUUGUGAUCCAUUUAUCAUAAGCAGUUUUCCACAAUAGAAAUUAAAAGCCGUGUGUGUAUAUAUAUAACAACAGAUUCUCAGAACAAACAGUCCCUGGAUCCAUUUCAGUUGAGUAAAGUAAUUUGAGUGCCUUGGUUCAUGGUAAUCUUCAAUAAAGAAAAA